UUCAAUUGCAAAAUAAACUUGAAAGUUGUAAUAAUUCAGGAGUGCUUCGAUCGAUCAGAAGGUAGAUUAAUAAGUGCAGUAUAUAUUAAUUCUUUGAGAUGGAAGGAGAGAGCAGCGUCGUUCCACCGGGUUUCAGGUUUCAUCCCACAGAAGAAGAGCUGGUGGGCUACUACCUUGCGAGAAAGGUAGCUUCUCAAGAGAUUGAUUUAGAUAUCAUUCAAGAUGUCGAUCUUUAUCGAAUAGAACCUUGGGAUCUUCAAGAUAAGUGCAAGCAUGGAGUACAUGAGGAGCAAAAAGAAUGGUACUUCUUUAGCUUCAAGGAUAGGAAGUAUCCAAGUGGGACGAGGACGAAUAGAGCUACUUCAGCUGGAUUUUGGAAGGCAACCGGUCGAGACAAGCCGGUGUUAUCGAAGUUUAGGGUAAUAGGGAUGCACAAAACGCUUGUCUUCUAUAAGGGAAGAGCACCAAAUGGGAAGAAAACCGAUUGGAUCAUCCAUGAAUAUUGUCUUCAAUCCAAUGAAAAUGACCCAACUCAGGAAGAAGGAUGGGUUGUUUGUAGAGCAUUCAAGAAGCCAAACCCCAAUCAAAGGCCUAAUUUGGACAGUUUAGGGCACAAUUACUAUCAAGGGUGCAGAUAUAAAUCAGAUGCUGAGCACCUCUACGAAUAG
Zingiber officinale is the source of this 668-nucleotide messenger RNA. RefSeq names its product NAC domain-containing protein 37-like. Gene Ontology annotation, biological process: regulation of DNA-templated transcription. The transcript is spliced from 4 exons. Lineage: Eukaryota; Viridiplantae; Streptophyta; Magnoliopsida; Zingiberales; Zingiberaceae. Gene Ontology annotation, molecular function: DNA binding. The coding region runs from base 99 to 668 and encodes 189 amino acids. The record is from RefSeq and is a predicted model, not a curated record.